Molecule: messenger RNA, 1140 nt
Organism: Drosophila mauritiana
Lineage: Eukaryota; Metazoa; Arthropoda; Insecta; Diptera; Drosophilidae
Product: protein pangolin-like
Exons: 2
Coding region: 23-1087 (354 amino acids)
Biological process (GO): regulation of transcription by RNA polymerase II; canonical Wnt signaling pathway
Cellular component (GO): beta-catenin-TCF complex
Molecular function (GO): RNA polymerase II cis-regulatory region sequence-specific DNA binding; DNA-binding transcription factor activity, RNA polymerase II-specific
Source: RefSeq, a predicted model, not a curated record
GAAAGUGUAAGACGACAACUAAAUGGAAAUCGCAAGUCUAUUGAAAACUUACUGGAAGAGCUUACAACGCUUAGGACUCCCAUCAGAGGAAGAUGGUGAAUAUACAUCUACACCAACACAUACUAUUAUGGCAUUGGCUGCUAUAGCUCUGUCUAAUGAAAGUGAUAUUUUGCCACAGAAAACAACUGCAGUGCACUCUAAGAUUCCAGAUAUUGAAAGUGAGUCCGAUUUGUUUUUGACCUCAGCAAAACCUAAAACGUUGGUCGAAAUAGAGGAUAUAAUAUUACAACUCGCAUCAGCUGUUAAUAUGCAUCAAUCCAGCGCUGCUAGCACCACUCAUGAAUCCUACAGUGAUAGUGUUAAAAGCGAUUGCGAAGAAUCAAACUCAGCACCCACUUGCAUAUGGCAUUCGACAAGGCGAACCUUUCGCCGCAAAAAAGACGUUGAGCCUUGUAGCACUGCAGCUGAGAUUAUUUUAGAAUAUGCUUCAUUGUCUUCAUCUUCUCCCGCUGAAACCUCCCGCUUGCUUACAUCUGCAUCAAAUUUUACAGAUGUUACAGAAAAUUAUAAUGUCACAACGCAAUUGCCUAUUGUGUUUAAUUACAAUCGAGAAAGUUCAGCUGUGUCAAUCAUUACCGAUCCUCUAAUUCUUCCUGAGUUUUCUACUGCACCUUCAACCCCAUCGACUAGUAGUAAUAGUGGAUGCUCUACUGGAAUGGUUACUGGAAUUUUCGGGCUAAGUCAAAACCGAAGAAAACAAAGACUUGCAAGGCACAUUGAAACUCUGCCUACGAAUUCUUUUAAAUCGAAUGCAAUUAGGGGAAAUGGUGACAACGAAAUCGCUAGUCAGCUAAAAACGUCGCCAUCAAUUACAGCAUCGACGACUGAAAAUGUUCCCCAUUUAAUUACUAAGACAUUGUCUUCGCCUAAUGCAUCUUUAACAGCGCAGGAACUUUCCAUAACUAAUCUGUUUAAAGAACGCCUAUGCGCUUUACAGGGGAAUGCCGGAUCAAUGAAGACUGAAAUUUUUCCAAUAAUAGAUGCCCCAUACGACUUAAGUAUUGGAAGCAAGACAAAACACAUGUAAUUUUAUAUAGCUUAACUUGGUUAAACCCUUUAUUUCUUUGUAAAACUGUUGAA